Messenger RNA from Salvelinus namaycush (lake trout), 1818 nucleotides. Its product is annotated as NMDA receptor synaptonuclear signaling and neuronal migration factor-like. NCBI's taxonomy places the organism in Eukaryota, Metazoa, Chordata, Actinopteri, Salmoniformes, Salmonidae. The transcript has 15 exons. Gene Ontology annotation, biological process: regulation of neuronal synaptic plasticity; positive regulation of neuron migration. The record is from RefSeq and is a predicted model, not a curated record. The coding region runs from base 1 to 1818 and encodes 605 amino acids. Gene Ontology annotation, cellular component: cytoplasm; nucleus.
AUGGGAACUGUCGUGUCUAAAAGGAAGAAUUUAAGAAACGAUGCGAUAUCUUCCGUGGCAGCAAAAGUUAGAGCAGCGCGAGCAUUUGGAGAGUACCUGUCCCACACACACCCUGAGAACCGAAACGGAUCAGCCCAUCUCCUGUCUGACACGUUUGUGGGUCCAGACUCUGACUCCCCUGGUGGUGUCCGUCACCACAACAACAACCAUCCAUACCCCCACAGGGGUUCUCCAGCCCCCCCUGAGUCCAGCCUGGUGAAAUCUCCGCUGGGCCACCUCCAGCCCCCGCCCCCCUCCAUCACCACCACCAAGGCCCGUCUGUCUCUGGAGCGCAGCUUCUCGGCCGAAGAGGACCAGCAGAAGUGUGUGGAGUGUGCCCUGCAGCCUGCCCGUGUCUACACCAUCACCGGAGAGCACAGUAUGCUGGGUAGCAACCGGGGCAGCAAGGAGAGCCUGGAGCUGGAAGUGCUGAAGGGGGCGUCGACCCUGGUCCAGCCCUCCACCUCCCCCUCAUCCACCUCCUCCCCCACCCAGCACCACCUUCGCCACGGACACCGUGGCAACACUCAUCGGGAUGAUGGGAGCCAUCGUCACGGCAACCCUGUUGCCGGCGGCAGCAGUGGCAACCACCACACUCUGGCUGUUACCGGCGGGGGUGCUGCCCACCAUGGUCACCAUGGCAGCCACCACCACCUGUCCCAGCAGCCCCUGUCAAGCUCGGUCAGCGCCCACAACAUCCGCAGCUGGGGUGAGGGGGGAAAGGGGGGCUCACGGGAGGACUGCAGCCUCAACAUGGCCUUGGACUCUAGCGGGGCUCCAUCCCGUAGCCAGGGCUCCCUGGAUCUAGAGAGCUCCCGCGAGGCAGGCAAGCAACACAGACGCCUUGAGAGGAUGUGGAGUGUGGACCGGAUGACUGGGCUGGAGAGAGAGGACAACAACUGGUACCCAAAAGAAAAUAUGUUCAGCUUCCAGACUGCUUCUACCACCAUGCAGGCGAUAUCGAACUUCCGGAAGCAUCUUAGAAUGGUGGGCAGCAGGAGAAUGAAGGCACAGACAUUUGCCGAGCGUAGAGCGAAGAGUUUCAACCGCUCCUGGAGUGACCCCACCCCUGUCAAGAAUGACUCUUCACAUGACCCCAGAGACAGUGGGGACCUGCCAGCCUCGUGUGGGACUCUGGAUGAGGGGGAGCGCGAGGACCUAGACUGGGAGGAAGAGAGGGAGAUGGAGAGACUGGCCUGUGAGGGAGAUGACUUCAUCCCACCCAAAAUUAUGCUGAUCUCCUCCAAAGUCCCCAAGGCAGAGUACGUUCCCACCAUCAUCCGCAGGGAUGACCCCUCAAUCAUCCCCAUCCUCUAUGACCAUGAACAUGCUACGUUUGAUGAUAUCCUCGAGGAGAUUGACAAGAAGCUAACAGCCUACAGGAGAGGCAGCAGAAUCUGGAGGAUGCUCAUCUUCUGUCAGGGAGGUCCAGGGCAUCUGUACCUGUUGAAGAAUAAAGUGGCCACAUUCGCCAAGGUGGAGAAAGAGGAGGACAUGAGUCAGUUCUGGAGGAGGCUGAGUCGGUUUAUGAGCAAAGUCAACCCUGAACCCAACCUCAUCCACAUUAUGGGCUGCUACGUCCUGGGAAACCCCAAUGGAGAGAAGCUGUUCCAGAAGCUAAAGAACCUGAUGAGGCCUUACUCCAUCGAAUUUGAGUCACCACUGGAGCUGUCCGCACAGGGAAAAGAGAUUAUUGAGAUGUACUUUGACUUCCGUCUCUUCCGUCUGUGGAAAACCCGCCAGCACUCCAAACUCCUGGACUACGAAGAUCUUUUGUGA